This is a messenger RNA of Phyllopteryx taeniolatus (common seadragon), 3837 nucleotides long. It is a transcript of the gene kcnd2, whose product is annotated as potassium voltage-gated channel, Shal-related subfamily, member 2. Gene Ontology annotation, cellular component: membrane; voltage-gated potassium channel complex. The transcript is spliced from 7 exons. Gene Ontology annotation, biological process: protein homooligomerization; potassium ion transmembrane transport. Gene Ontology annotation, molecular function: A-type (transient outward) potassium channel activity; protein binding. NCBI's taxonomy places the organism in Eukaryota, Metazoa, Chordata, Actinopteri, Syngnathiformes, Syngnathidae. Bases 384 to 2243 code for a protein of 619 amino acids. The record is from RefSeq and is a predicted model, not a curated record.
CCGAGAAGGGGGAGGGUGGUCUUGCAGUCGACGCGAAGGAACAGGACUUUAUUGAGGAGUAGCUGCAUCGGUGGAGUGGGGGGGGGAAAGCCCCUCGCCUUGCGGAUGCUUGGAGAGGAAAGAAAGGGAGGAGAGGAAGGGGGGAAAAAAGAGAAGAAAAAUUGCGCGCUGAAACAAAUCGCCACUUUGCGGCUUUGUCGAACUUGUUGAUGCGACGCUAUUGCGCCGUUGUCCGUCGGCGUGUGCGCGCGAGCGCGUGUGUCUGCAGUAAGGAUGGAUGGGAGGCGAGACGGCAAGUAGUCUCCUGAGAGGAUUUGAUUCAAGUCCCCGUCGAGGCAGUUUAAGGAGCAGCCUACCCUAGGCUUCCCGACUUCCAGGUCAGCAUGGCAGCAGGUGUGGCGGCGUGGCUUCCGUUCGCCCGCGCGGCGGCCAUCGGCUGGAUGCCGGUGGCCAGCACCCCGAUGCCGGUCCCCCCGCAGGACAAGCGCAAAGCCCAGGACGGGCUGAUCGUCCUCAACGUGAGCGGCACCCGCUUCCAGACGUGGCGGACCACGCUGGAGCGCUACCCGGACACUCUGCUGGGCAGCACCGAGAAGGACUUCUUCUUCCACGAGGAGAGCCACGAGUACUUUUUCGACCGCGACCCGGACAUCUUCAGGCACAUCUUGAAUUUCUACCGCACGGGGAAACUCCACUACCCGCGCCAGGAGUGCAUCUCGGCCUACGACGAGGAGCUGGCUUUUUUCGGGAUCAUCCCCGAGAUCAUCGGGGACUGCUGCUACGAGGAGUACAAGGACCGGCGGCGCGAGAACGCCGAGCGGCUGCAGGACGACGAGGAGAUGGACGGCGGCAACGAAGUGACGCCGGUCAACCUGACGGCCAGGGAGUACCUGUGGCGCGCCUUCGAGAACCCGCACACCAGCACCCUGGCGCUCGUCUUCUACUACGUCACCGGCUUCUUCAUCGCGAUCUCGGUCAUGGCCAACGUGGUGGAGACGGUGCCGUGCGGGACGCUGCCCAACCGCGCCAAGGAGGUGUCGUGCGGCGACCGUUACGCGCUGGCCUUCUUCUGCUUGGACACGGCGUGCGUGAUGAUCUUCACGGUCGAGUACCUGCUGCGCCUCAUCGCCGCCCCCAGCCGCUACAAGUUCAUGAAGAGCGUGAUGAGCGUCAUCGACGUGGUGGCCAUCAUGCCCUACUACAUCGGCCUGGUCAUGACCGACAACGACCAGGUGAGCGGCGCCUUCGUCACGCUGCGCGUCUUCCGGGUCUUCCGGAUUUUCAAGUUCUCGCGGCACUCGGCGGGCCUGCGCAUCCUGGGCUACACGCUGAAGAGCUGCGCCUCCGAGCUGGGCUUCCUGCUCUUCUCGCUCACCAUGGCCAUCAUCAUCUUCGCCACCGUCAUGUUCUACGCCGAGAAGGGCUCCGCCGCCAGCAAGUUCACCAGCAUCCCCGCCGCCUUUUGGUACACCAUCGUCACCAUGACGACGCUCGGGUACGGCGACAUGGUGCCCAAAACAAUCGUGGGGAAGGUGUUCGGCUCCAUAUGCUCGCUGAGCGGGGUGCUGGUCAUCGCCUUGCCCGUGCCCGUCAUCGUGUCAAAUUUCAGCCGCAUCUACCACCAAAGCCAGAGGGCGGAGAAGCGACGAGCCCAGAGGAAAACUCGGCUCGCUAGAAUCCGUGCGGCGAAGAUUCGGGGCACUAAUGCCUAUAUGCGCUACAAACAAAACGGGCUCCUGAUCGACUCACUGGAGGAGGCCUCCAAGGAGGCAGGACAAGCCCUGGUGGGGAAGGCCGCCAGCCCUCCGUUCGAGAGCCAACACCAUCACCUGCUGCACUGCCUGGAGAAAACCACGAACCACGAGUUCGUGGACGAGCAGACGUUCCAGGCCAACUGCACGGAGAUCUCGGUGAUCAAAAAGUCGGGCUCGCGCACCUCGUCGCUGUCGUCGUCGCCGCCGCACGGCCUGGGCUCGUGCUGCUCGCGGCGCCACCGGAAUAAGAGCGGCUUCAGCCUGCCCAGCACAAACAACCAGGAGCUCAGCACCAUCCAGAUCCCGGAGAGGCCCGUGGCCAACAGCCGCUCCAGCCUGAACGCCAAACCGGACGAGAGGGCGCCCUUGAAAUGCGACCAAGCUUACGUCAGCCCCCGCAUGGUGAGCCUGGCCUCCCCAACGGCGAGCUCGCCCGGCACCGCCUCGGCGUACUCUCAGAGCAACAUUGUGCGAGUUUCGGCCUUGUAGACACCUGCCCAGAGACCUUUGCCCCCCCCCCCUCCUGCCCCCUCUCAAUGCAACCCCCAUGCUCAAGGAGACGGGACCAGCGAGCAUGAACCUGCCAUAACCCCGGAGGGAUUACGAGAUGAUUUGUUUCCGGCCGGUGAUCUCAUCUGAUGUCAAACUCUUUCUGCAUGUUUUUUUUUUUUUAUUUAUUUUUUUUAGUCAACAUGGACGACGGCGAGAAGUGACCAGCACAUGUUGUCCCGUUAAGCACAGCACAGCCGAGGGAAUGAGCGGUGAUCGUCGUUGCCUCAACAUACUGACACUUUACUUUGGAAUAUGUCUAUUGCAGUGAUUUUUUUGUUUUUUUUUUGGAGGGGGGGGGGGGGGGGGGGGCCCUCUGAUGACAAAGCACACCCGUUCAUUCCCCUCCCCGCAAAGGCUGUUUUUGUGAAAACAGUGGUACCUUGACUUACGAGUUUUCCCACGCCCGCCGGCUUCGCACCCCGCACUUUUCACUAUUGGUCUUGAGCAGACAGACCACAGUCGCCACGAAAAACAUAUACAUAUACAGAAGUGAGGGAUCAUCUUAAACAAAAUCAAUUUUAAAAAAUCAGUCCAUAACCACAAUAUGUGGGGGUCCACUGUAUAAUUUGCAAUUCCAUUUUGCGUGUCAGUUUUAAGCGACGGAUUGAACACAAACAGUGCGGCAACACGUUAGAUAGACAAUAUAACAGUACUCACAGCCACACACUUUAUUCUUUAGCCUCUGUGUAGAACGACUAAUAUUAGUGCCGUACUGAUGAGUUGAUCGGAUACCUGCUUUGUGUUACGAGGUGGGUCACGGAACACAUGAAACUCAUUUUUCAAGGCACCGCUGUACUUUCAAAGUGUGUUUUAGUAAGUUGAAGUGUUUUUCAAAACGUUGAAAAGUGUUCCAAGCGUCUGGGAGGGGUAAAACUAAUAAUACAAUGGUACUAUUGUUUUUUCUAAAUGGUCUGUACAUCGCGGGCGGGUCUGGAACGUACAUCCCCCCGCGACUCGCUGCAACUGGUGAGCCAAGGUACCACAGCGUUCCAUCUCGUCAGCGCCACAAAAUUGCUUUAACCCCGCCCCCACCGAUCUUGUAAAUUCACAGCAUCGCGGAAUGGAAACUUGUUGUGACAGAGAUGAUCUUGCGCCUGCCCAGUCCGAAGCCGCAUCCCGACAUUUUUCUUGGCGGAAAAUGUGUGAAAGUCGUCCAAGCUUACGUGUGAGCCACUCCACCAAAUACGAACGCGAGUACUUGGCCAUGAGGUAGAAUAUAAACCGCAUUUUACGCAGGUGUUUACUUUGUAAGCACUUUGAAAGAGUUGGGAAGAAUUCCAAUUAUGGAUUAUCGUGAUAUUCUGAAGCAAGUCUGGAUAGAUUUCACUGUGUUUAAGACCCAUUUUGUACAUUUUUCAUAUUGUAAAUAUCUCCAGGACUUGAUCGAUCGGGAAGUUGGAUCCUCGUAUUUCGAGAUUGAGUUUGGUUUGGACAGUGGUUGGCGUUCUAUUUCUGUCUGUCGACCGGUUGGAUUAAGGAUUUGCAUGCGGUCAUUUGCAAAAUUCUGUUCUAUUAAAGUUUGUCUCUGCUU